Plutella xylostella (diamondback moth) is the source of this 2522-nucleotide messenger RNA. Lineage: Eukaryota; Metazoa; Arthropoda; Insecta; Lepidoptera; Plutellidae. The record is from RefSeq and is a predicted model, not a curated record.
CAAGUUCCCGCCCAAGUCAAGCAGAGGUCAUCGCCACGUGUCACACCUUGGAGCUGGUCUAAGAAGACUACGGGUCAUCCCACUUCAGCCAGCGCCGAGCCUACCCCGUGCCGUGCAGCCGCGACCCGCGCCUACUCCGGGAACGACCCCGGGACUCCGCCUACGUGAGCAGCAGCCAGCCCCAGAGCCGCGCCCGACGUGCCCCGCGCCGCCCGCCGCGACGCACCGCCGCAGCCGCCGCCUGCCUGCCCUUCUAACUGUGAGCCCGUUCCUAUUAUUUCCUACCUUUCCUAUUUGAUUCGUGCAUUUAUUGAAGCUUGUUCUCGAAAUACUGAGUGAUCUAGACCUAGGUAUCCUAGUCGCUUUGCGAUAUAUCUAGCUAAACGUGCCUUCUAUCCGCUUAAGCUACGCAUUUAAACGCAAGUUUAUUAGCUUAUACAUUCCUAAGGCUUGUUACGUCAUCUCAUUCUACGUCAUCGAGUCUAUUUGCAAGUCAUCGCCUAAACAAAGCACUUAUCUUUCACAAAGGCCUAAUCUAACUAGUAAACUAAACUAUUCACAAAGAAACUAUUAUAAAUAGCCAAUAAAUACUUACGUAUUAUUACGCAACUACAUUUCAUCCCAAUUUUGCAUUCCAAUUCCAAGUCAUUGCACAACUAAACUGUAUCCACCUAUCGUAAUUAUUAUUGCUGCGGAUAUUUACGCUUUUGCAAACAAUUGAACCUAAACAUUAAACACUGCCUAAUUAAAUACACUUAUUCCUAGCGUUUCUAAUAACUUCACUUGCUUACAUCUCGCCUGCAAUUAUCUGUGUUCCCUAGCUUCAAACUAAAACGUAACUUUUAUAAUCAGCUGCUAAACACAACGAACGUCUCAAUUCCAGCGGACUGUGUGGUGCAUUCCAAGCGCGGAGACGCCGUGUUCACUGCGCGAGCGCAUAGUCACCGACUGCUGGUGUCGAGCGGCCGCUGCCUGCGCGCGCCGUGCGCCGCCAGACGAACCGGUUCUGCUAUCGGCCAGCGCUGCCCAGCGACAACGAAGUGAGGAGCGUAUCGUUCAACUUUUGUUAUUAUUCAUAACUAACAUCAGCUGAUCUAUACCGUUAAGUUCAUCGCACGCUUGCAAUCAUGGAGGACAAAUUAAAGGAAUUGCUAAUCAAACGUAGUUCUAUUCGAGGACGCGUUACUAAAUUUAAGAACAGUGUCGAUUUGCUAACUACCGAAUCCAUUUCCUCCAUCGAACUAAGUAAGCUUUCGAUGAAAAUAACGAAAUUUGAGGCGUUAUUCAAUGAGUUCGACGAGUUGCAGGGUGAAAUCGAGAUUUUAAAUGAGUUAAAUCUCUCCUCUGAGUUAGCUACCAGAGAUUUAAUUGAGCAAGAUUUUUAUCAGGCCAUCGCUGUUGCGCAAAAUAUUGUUCAGACUAAGUCACCUUCUAAGCAGGAGGACAACUUAAGUAACCCAUCAUGUUCCGCCAAUUCCCAGUGUCAUCACCAACCGGAUGAGACACUAGGUUUCAAAUUACCAAUAAUUAAAAUACCAAAUUUUGACGGGACUUACUAUAAAUGGAUGGAGUUCAAGGAAACUUUUACCUCAUUAAUUCAUGAUAAUGAAAAAAUCAAAAAUAUCCAUAAAUUUCAUUAUCUUAACUCCUACUUAGAAGGCGAGGCCUCUCGAGUUAUCUGCAAUUUAGAGGUAAAUGACCUAAAUUACGUCAAGGCUUGGCAACUCCUGUGCGAACGAUUUGACAACAAGCGGCAACUAAUUAAUAACCACCUAAAGUCACUUCUGAGCUUCGAGUCAGUGCGAGAGACCGAUAAGUCAUUAAGGUUUAUUAUUGAUCAUGUUUCAAAAAACUUACGGGCUCUCAGCACUCUCGGCCUACCUACUGACAAGUGGGACAUGCUUAUUAUAUUUAUGGUCUCAGCAAAAUUAGAUCCCAGUACAUUUUUUAAGUGGGAGGAAAACAGGAACACUCUGCCAGAUAUUCCCACACUAGAACAAUUUUUCCAAUUUCUGAAGAACCGUGCUGAUGUUCUCGAAACCGUGCAGCGUAGUAGGCAGCAAGAUAGGUCUAAACCUAAUAAUAAUAAUAAUUUCAACGCCCAAAGUAGGCCUCAAACCAAAGCCAUGGUAGUGACUUCUAAAGAAGCUUCAUCUUCCCCGUCUAAAUUUCAUUUUGAAUGUGUCGAAUGCAAAGCUAAUCAUCGUCUGUAUGAAUGCCCCACAUUUAAGUCUAAGAAACCGGAGGAGAGAAUGAGUUUAGUCACUGCUCUAAAAUUGUGCACUAAUUGUUUGAGAGGAGGUCACAAUUCACGCUAUUGUAAGUUACCAGGCUCGUGUCGUUUGUGUAAACAAAAACAUAAUUCGUUACUUCACCAAUCAAAUGAAGUCUCCGACUCAAAUCAGUCAAGCUCCCUAACAAUGUCGGCCCAGUCUUCCACAGAAGUACUGUUGUGCACUGCCCUGGUUAAAUUAAUAAAUCCUGCGACAAACCAAUCAAUCAAGGUUCGAGCUUAACUGGAC